Messenger RNA from Triticum urartu, 1217 nucleotides. RefSeq names its product plant/protein. The record is from RefSeq and is a predicted model, not a curated record. Lineage: Eukaryota; Viridiplantae; Streptophyta; Magnoliopsida; Poales; Poaceae.
GCCCCCUUUGCUCCGCCGCGCCGUAGAGAGUUCUGCUAGAUUUGCGGCUGCUCGAGCCAGGAAAGCCCAAGAACAACGCACACGGAGAUGAGCUUAGCGCUUCUAGGGGGCUACUCCUCCGCCGAGGACGACGACCCCGCCGCCGGCGCCGGCGCCGAGCUGAGCGACUCCGGCGACUCAUCAGCCGAAGAGGCCGGAUCUGACGGAGACGAGAAGUCCGCUCCAUCGAAGCCGGCUGCGAAGCCCCGCCCCCGCGUAAACCCUAGCCCCGGAGAUGGGGACUCCUCGCUGCCCUCGGCGCUAGAUGUCUUCGCCGAGAUCUCCGGGCCCCCGGCUUUCCUCAACCGCAGGGUGGCCCAGCCCGAGGAGGUCGGGGAGGCGCUCGGCGUGCUCGAUCGCCGCUCCGACUCCAAGAGGAGAAAGCCGCCACCUCCCGGUGCGGUUGUGGCGGCGAAACCACAGAUGGUUGCCAUCCGUGAACGAGUUAGCAGUGACGUGAAGAAUGGUGCCAAUCCUCCAGUUGCUGUUGUGUCGGCGAAACCACAGUUGGUUGCUGGUCAUGAACGAGUUACCAGUGACACGAAGAAUGGUGCCAAUCCUCCAGGUUCAGUUGAAGGAAAGAGAAAAAUAGGGGCUGCAAAUCCUGGUCCAGAAGAUGCUGCCGAGCUUCUAAGAAUGUGCCUCCAGUGUGGUAUACCAAAGACCUAUUCACACGCGCAAGGAAUGGUAUGCCCUGUUUGCAACGACAGACCGGUGCAGGCAAAAGAGCCGGAGAAGAAGAAGGGUUCUGCUGUCAAAGACAAGGAGAAAGUGAAGAGGAUGAGAGGGCAGUCGUCACAUGCAUCUUGGAAGAGUGAAACUGAGAUGGCUCUGCGGCAACAAUUCGACUGACGGGUGUCACCGGGAGUGCUGGUGCACUCAGUCUGUACACUAGGUAGAAUCGAAUCUCUUUGCUUGUACCAUUGCGUCGCGUGGCUUCCAGAUUGCCAUCGUUUUGUUUCUUGUAUUUGCAGCUCUCUGACAUGCACGGAUUAAGUUUCGCAAGCUGUAUCCGUUAAAAUGUUUUCCAGCCCAGCCAUGUUUCGAGUAAGUUACUCAGGGUCCCUUUGCUUCAGGGACAUUUUCCUGUGCCCAUCAGUAACUGGAUGACCUAUGAGAUUCCCAUGAGAUUUUUGCGUAUCAUAGAAGAAUCCCUGAAUACUGAACUGGUUGUGCUU